Molecule: messenger RNA, 3570 nt
Organism: Chlamydomonas reinhardtii
Lineage: Eukaryota; Viridiplantae; Chlorophyta; Chlorophyceae; Chlamydomonadales; Chlamydomonadaceae
Exons: 2
Coding region: 275-3043 (922 amino acids)
Source: RefSeq, a predicted model, not a curated record
GCAGGUAUGAGCGAAACCACACGAAUACUCGUGCGAAAUACUUGCACUGUCACGCUCAGUCCUUAAUCGCUGUAGUCAAGCUCAACAGUACAUUGCAAAUUAACUAGCACGGAGCUUGGGAGUUUCUCUGCCGGCUCGCACAGACUUCCAUUCGCGCCAAUGCUUCUCGUCCUCGCCAGGGCUCACAUGUACUAGCACGCCCGUGUCACCACAGACAUUAGGCGUUAGUGGACAGGACUCCAGCCACUCACCUUAGGCAAGCCUAAGGCAAGAUAUGGAGCCUGGCGCAGUGCUGGCUGCGGCUGCGCGGCUAGAGGACGUGCUGUCCGCCCUCUCGCUGGACGCCUGCGAUAAGCUGGUGGACUGCAUCCGCGCAGCUGUGUCCUUGCGUCCAGCUCGGGCGGCGUGCAGGGCGCUGCGGGACUGCGUCGACGGCAGCGUGCGGGAGGUCCGCGUGGUGGUCCGGGAGGCCACGGAGCGGAGCUGGCGCGGCUCGGGGGAGCUGGGGCUGCUGCCUUUCGCUUUCUGGCCGCGCCUUUCUGGGGUUCACAUUAUUCUGGAUGAUGCAGCGGACAUAACGGCUCGCUUGGAGCGGGGCGAGCCGCGCGAUGCGCCAGACGACGUGGGGCUAGAGACCCUGCUGGCGCUGCCGUUCCUGGGAAUGCCGAAGGCAUCGCGGCAGCGGAUCACGCACCUCUCGGUGUUCCAAACAGGCAACAGUGCAUGGUAUGCGGAGUCAGCGCUAAAGAGCCUUCUGCAGAGCUUUUCUGGGUUGCGGUCUGUGGAACUGCACGGCGUCCGCCACAUGGUUCUUGGCUCCGCCGUACAGGACAUGUUGUACCAUUCGCUUGCGGAGGCGGCGCCGCGGCUCGAGCGCCUGACCCUGCCUGACCUGGCUUGCCUUAGUCACCUCGUCAGCGUAAUUGAGUCAGAGUGGGAAGCCGAUCUGAGCUUCAGCCGAAGCGCUGAGCGCCAGCGUGGUCGCAGCCUCCACGGCAGCACGCGCAGCAGCAGCGCUAGCGGAGAACGCGCCGCUGGCGGCGGUGCGUUGGCGGCGGCACAGCAGCAGCCUGGCGAGACUCAACAGGUGAUGCAGGCAGCAUUCGGACACGUGCAACAGGUUGAAGUCAUACAGUCCACAAACCUGCACGGCACUGACGGGCCCAGCCUGCACGCCAACAGCUUCCUCUUCUACUCGUGGGACUUCCUGGGGGGCGCGCGCUGCUUGCGGCUGGAGUGCUGCCCCCUGUACGCGGUUGCAGAAGCCGGGGACGAGGGCCUGCUGCAGCAGCCGGGGCAGCCGCGGGACGUGUUGCUGUCGCCCUACGGCUUCCUGGGCCCCAUGCUCCAGUACUCACUACAGCUGCGCUCGCUGGAGCAGCUGCAGCUGCGGCAGUGCUGGCUGCGGCGGCUGGAAACGGGAAAGCUCAGUAGGUUCGACCUAGAUGUGGGCUACGCGCCAGUCGCGUCGCUCGCGCUGCCAACGGGCCGCUGCACGGAAUACCGCGAGAUCGUGUCCCUGCAGCUGUCGCAAGGGUACUUCCCCAGCGGUCAGAGCACGCCGUCACUUCAGGCUAACCUGCCGGGCAUGCUGUGCCACAGCCUGCGCACCCUCACAGACUUUGUGGGGCGCGUGCUGGGGCAGCAAACCCAGGCUCAGACCGAAACCCCAACGCGGGUCGUGGGCAAGGGCUUUCGGUGGCUGAGCGUGCCCUGGCUGCUGCUGGAGGGCAGCCGCGGCGGGGCGCCCAGUCAGGACGACCUGCAGCCGCUCCGGGCGCUGCACCAGGCGUGCCCGGAGCUGCGCAUCGGUGUGGGGGCGCUCGUGGCCCUGCACCCGCUGCAGGGAGCCCGCGCCCUGGCGGCCUGCGGGCUGCCUGUGCCUCCGGCUGACCAGGCCUGGGAGUGGGCUGCCGAGGCUGCGGACGCCAUCGCGGCGCUGGGCGGCCCGACGGCGGCGAUUCAGCAGCUGCACGUGGGCGUGAGCGUGUCGUGCGGCGGUAGCAGCAUUGGCGGCGGUGGCACGUCCAGCCUGCGGCACCUGGUGUUUCUGGCGCCCUGCGGCGGGCGCGUCAGCCGGGGCUGCAGCGGGGGCUUUGGCGGCUCGGGCUCAGCAGCGGCGGAGGGGCCGGACGGGCAGCAGCAACAGCCGCGCACGUACGAGGAAGCGGUCCAAGAGGCGCUGUGGCGUAUGCUUGCGGCAGGCGCCCUGGCGGCAUCGGCGCCUGCCGCCGCCGCCGCCGCCGCUGCUGCUGCUGCUGCUGCUUCCUUUGCCGCGGCCUCGGCAGCCCACAGCCUGCCAUCGCGGCCGCCGCCUCGGCCGCUGCUGCUGCUGACGGGCCCGGCGGUGGCGCUGAUGGUAAAGGCGCCGGCGGCGCUUCAGGCCUGGCUCAGUCAGCUAGCCCAGGGCGCGGCCGAGUGCGCCGUCGACCUGGCCUUCACACGCCACAUGCUGGGAGGCGAGGAUGACCACACCUCCCAACAGCAGCGGCCGCAGCUGCUUCCGCGCAGCUCCUUCAUCCACUCAUACCUGCCGCUGCCGCUGCAGUCAGGCACAGCCGUGCUGCUCACGUGCGGCGCCGCGGCCCGGGCGGCGGAGGCUGUGGAGGCGGCGGCGCGGCAGCUGGCGUGCGGCGAGGCGGCUGGCUCGGUGCAGGUGCAGGUGGCGGCGUGUGCGGCCGCGGCUGUGUCGGAGGCCAGUGGCGCGCCGUCGCUGGCUUCGCUGGGCUACACGAACGCGGCCGCGGCUCUGGUAGACACGCUGGCAGAGGUCAUCCAGGAGGCGAUGGACGCCGCGGAGGGCGCCACUGCCGGCAGCGGCACCGGCAGCAGCUGUGGCGGGCGUGCGGGCGGCUCCGGCGAAACAGCAGGGGGCGGGUCUGGAGGGGCUGGUCCUAGCAGCGAUGGUGGAGGAGGCGGAGGCGGAGCCGGAGCAGCUGGCGGAGGCGGAGCAACAGGCGGAGGCGGAGGCGGCUUUCAGCGCGCGCACCUGGAGUGGAUGCAGGAGCUGCAGCGGCUGCCCCACUCGGUGCUCAUGGUGUAGGUGGCUUGGGCUUUAUGUGCUGGGAGGGAUAAGAUACGUGCCGUGGUGCGCCGUAACACGUACCACGACGGAUGAGGUACAUGCCAGGAUCAUGCAAGGGAGGUAACAAGACUGGGGCUUUGCGCAAUUGUACGGUACGGUUGAGCGAGACCUUUGUGUUUGUGGCGAGGACACCGUAAUGUAGCGGGAGGCUUCUCAUGGUUGCCGCUUUGGACUGCACGUUUGGUUUCCAAACGCGUAGAGUCCCUGCACUGUGGCGUCCACAGCACCGAGAACAAAAGCAACGGUAGCAGGUGAUAUGAGGUUGAUGCAGUAUCGCUGUGACCGGUGGAGGGUUGAAUAUCCCUGUCGAUGUCUUAUGGGCUAUUGCAAACGAUCACGGUUGUUGAUAGCGGCUUCGUAGGCCGGGGCAACCCCGGGGAAGCUGGUGUCGUGCUGCGUCAUGCUGUGCCAUUGCUGUGGGGUCAUUUUGGCGCGGUCUUGAGGAUACCAGGUCCGCAGCAUAUACCAGACACUUAAAAGCCGCC